This is a messenger RNA of Lasiodiplodia theobromae, 696 nucleotides long. Its product is annotated as Ankyrin repeat protein. The transcript is spliced from 2 exons. Bases 1 to 696 code for a protein of 231 amino acids. NCBI's taxonomy places the organism in Eukaryota, Fungi, Ascomycota, Dothideomycetes, Botryosphaeriales, Botryosphaeriaceae. The record is from RefSeq and is a predicted model, not a curated record. Gene Ontology annotation, molecular function: protein binding.
AUGCCCGCCACCAACAACCCUGCUAGCCUGGCACUUACCGAGGACGAGGUCGACGAUCUCUUGUACCUCGCCCGUGCGAACGAGACCCAGGACCUGCCGCAGUACCUCCAAGAGCUGUCGCAGAGCCAUGCGGGCAGCUCCACGGCCGACAUUGUAGUCGCCGCCGUCGACGAGGCUUCCGGCAACAGCGCUCUCCACUAUGCCGCCGCGAACGGCCACACUGAGAUCCUCGACAUCAUCCGCAAUGCCCUCACCUCGGCAGUUCCCUCCCCCGAUGCCGUGAAGGAAUCGUACAAGUCGUUCGUGAACCUGAAGAACUCUGCGGGGAACACGGCGCUGCACUGGGCCGCCCUCAAUGGCCACCUCUCGGCCGUCAAGACGCUGGUUGCACUCGGCGCCGAUGCUACCAUCCUCAACGCUGCGGGCCAUGACGCCGUCUUCGAAGCGGAGCAGAACGGAAAGAAUGACGUGGUUGGGUGGCUGCUCGUUGAGGGCGGCGCGCUAGACACGGUCGUCGGUGCGUUGAAGGAUGAGGAGGUUGCCGAGUCCAGCAAGAACGGAGCAAGGGAUGAUGACGAGGGAGAGGAUGUGGAGAUGAAGAUCAGUAUGGGCGACACGUCAGAGUCAGGUGUGGAGAAGGGCGUCGAAAACCUGCAGGUGGAUGACGCAAAGGCCAAAGAGAAGGCGAGCGGGUGA